Messenger RNA from Chiloscyllium plagiosum (whitespotted bambooshark), 1149 nucleotides. The record is from RefSeq and is a predicted model, not a curated record. Lineage: Eukaryota; Metazoa; Chordata; Chondrichthyes; Orectolobiformes; Hemiscylliidae.
AUGUGCUCUGAAUUUACAUUUGGUCUCCCCGAUGCAGAGAAAACCACACCAGGAGCACUGGAUAAAGUAAACCAGUUACAGGAGGAAACUCACUCGGCAUGUUGCUGCAUGUUGGUGUCAUCAGAAGACAAUGGUCAACUCUUCUGUCGGGUUGUUGGAGACAAAGUCCUGGAGGAAGAGAUUAUUUUUCCGCUGUCGUUUUCUGAUUUUGAACAGUCGGAGAAAGAUAGUAAAUCGAUGACCUUGAAUGACAUCACAGCGGAGCAGCACCGUCAGCUCAACAACAUCCUAGGGUUUGAGGUUUACUCCAUGUUGUGUGUCCCUGUCAUCUCUAAAGCAACUGCACAGGUAGUCGCCAUGGGCUGUGCAUUUAACAAGCGAUCAGGCCAUUAUUACACGGAACUGGAUGAACACAAGAUUCGGCAUUGCUUUCGGUACACCGCAACGGUCCUGACCAGCACCAUGUCUGUUCAGAAAGAGCGCAAACUGAAGAUCGAAUGUCAGGCCUUACUUCAAGUUGCCAGGAACCUCUUCACACAUUUGGAUAACGUUUCAGUCCUGCUGCAAGAGAUCAUACAGGAAGCACGGACCCUUACCAACGCAGAGAGCUGUUCUGUGUUUCUCCUGGAACAGAACAAUAAGGAGUUGGUUGCGAAGGUAUUCGAUGGCGGCUUUGUAGCUGACGAGUCCGCCGAAUUCCGGAUGCCGGCUGACCAGGGCAUUGCUGGGCACGUUGCCACAACAGGCAAAAUCCUCAACAUCAAGGAUGCCUACUCUCACCCUCUCUUUUACCGGGGCGUGGACGACAGUACGGGUUUCCGCACGCGGAACAUCCUGUGCUUCCCCAUCAUCGAUGACAACAACCAGAUUGUCGGAGUUGCAGAGCUAUGUAACAAAAUAAACGGACCCUGGUUUACCAAGUUUGAUGAAGAUUUAGCUCUGGCCUUCUCUAUCUACUGUGGGAUCAGCAUUGCCCAUUCGUUAUUGUACAAAAAGGUUCAUGAAGCCCAGUACAGGAGUCACCUGGCAAAUGAAAUGAUGAUGUACCACCUCAAGGUAAGGAAACCUCUGCAUGUCCCACGGCACUUACACUCUGACCGUCAUCCCAGACUGGGACUGAGGCCUGUACUGUCGGAGGGUCAGUGCUGA